CUGUUUCAAUACACGUUAAGUUUAACAGUAUACACGUACACUAUUAUCGGUAUAAAUAAACGUGUUGUGAAUUAUGAGUAAGCAUUACACACUUACACAUUGUGAUUUACCUUUAAGUUAUGAUUUAUAGUUUACCAUACCUAUGGUAUACUACUGUAGAAUACUAGUCGGGUUGGUAAGUACUACUUACUGUAUAACAAUACACUGUUUAAUCUAUAAUGUAUUGAUAUUUCUUCAACGUAUGUAAUGUUUUAAACGGUUUUUUUUUUUUAAAUUAUUAAGUGUUCAGUGUUUAAAACAAUACAGUUUAAAUUACAAAGCAGUACACUUUUGGUUGAUGUUUCUACGAAAUACUAUUAUUUUUUUCUACUAAAAUAAAGGUGCCUAUAGAGUUGUGAAAUACAUCAAACGCGCAGUUAUUCAAUAUUUCAAAUUUCAAUUGCCCAUGAAGAAUUUCUUCAUCUAUCAAAACAUUACUUGUCUAAAAUAUAAUGAUACAACAAUAUUGUCACAAUAAAUAUUGUAUUGAUUACAAUAAGUGGAAAUGGACCCACAGUUAACCAAACAAUUAAUUCGAAGACGAUUGAUUUUAGAAAAUUCUUUGGAAGAUUCGAUAAAUUAUGAAAAUAAAAUAAAUAAUAUUGAAGUAUCUUCAAUAUUAUUAACAGAUAAUAUACCAUCAAAUAAUAUAAAACACAAUUUUCUAGAAAAAAUCAAAAAAUUUGAAUCAUUUGGUGAUAAUCAAAUAAAAAAAACACAUCAAAGCAUUGUAGACAAAUCUCGUAAUAACACUGAAAUUGUCAAUAAAUUUAAUAAUCUAAAUAAAGAUAUAGUAUCAAAAAGAAUACAAAUAACAAAGAAACUUGAAUUUGACAAUACUGAGGACUUAUAUAAUAACAAUAAUAAAAAAGAUAAUUUAAAUGAAAAAAUAAAACAAUUUGAAACAUCAUUUCUAAAAAAUAAUAAAAUCUUAAAAUUAAACACGAAAAAUGUUAAGGAACAUCUACAGACAUCAAAUGAGUUAACUAAAACAUUGAAAAAAAAAAGAUGCAGUAAAUCUGAUUAUAAUAAUUGGGAAAUAGACAAAAACUGGGUAUACUAUACGGAUUAUUCAAGUGUAAAUAAUAAAAAAAUGUGAGUUAUUCAAUAAGAAAAAAAAUAAACUGGAAUCAGUUAUAAAAUAAUUCUACCAUACAAUAAUGAUUUAAUUUUUUAAUAUAUAACACGCCAUGCUGUUUAUUGUUUAAAAUAAAAUUUAUCUAACCAUUUUCUUGAUAACCAAAUUUAUAUAAUUUAAGUAUGGAUAACUGGGAUAACUUGACUUGCGGUACAAGUAUAUCCUUUACACCUAACAAUGACACUAAUCCAAUUGGCAGUAUCAAAACUGGAAAUACGCACAAUUUAAAUGCACUUGGUUCAGAAUGUUCAGAUGCAGAUGAUAAAGUUAAAUUAAAUAAUUCACAACUCUUGUCUGUAGAUGGCUGGGAGAAUUAUCAAAAAGAACUUAUACAGUUAUGUUUUGAAUUUUGGGAAGUAAACGAAACACAAGAUAAUGUAAACAUUAAUUUACAGUCUGAUUCGACAAAUGAGCUACUAAUACCAUCAUCAUUAUUUGCCGAUAAUUGUCACAGAAAUAUCAUUGAAUUUGAAUCAAAAUCCACUGCCGAGAAUAAUGUUAUUAUUUCGGACAAACUUCAAAACAAAGAAUGCGUUGAAAUUAAUGAUAAUUCUUUAAAAAGUAAAUAUGAACACAAUCUAGAUAUUCAAGGAUUUUCUAAAGCUAUGAAUAAUAAUAUAGACGCGAAAACAAAUGAAAAUAAUUUAAAAAUUAUCGAAAACAGAGUAAAUAAAAGAACCAAGAAAAAAUUGAAAACAUUUUCUUUUUAUAAAAAUACGAGCAAACAGGUUAAAGCAUCUAAAAAAGUACAACCAUUAACUUUUGAUAAUUAUACAUCAUGCACAUUGGAAGACUUAAGAAAAUAUAAAAAAUGGUUGGACUCAGUUGAUAAAGUAAAUACAUUUAAUCCAGAUAUAGAUAAUAAUGAUGACAAUAUCAAAGAAAAUAACUAUUUUGAUAAAGUAUACUGUGAUAAAACAAAUAACUGUAAUACAUAUUCAUUAGAUUUCGAAGCAAAAGAAAUGGAACAAAAAGUUCGAAAACUUAUCAAAUCAUUAAAUGAAAAAGAUAAAUUGUUCUCAAGUAUAGGAAUAAACGAACAAUCGGCUAAAUUUGGAUCGUCAAAUAAAUUUAAAUGUUUUUUUAAAAAUGCUUUUCGAGGAACUCAGAACGAAUUAGAUACACACAUUUUAGAUGACUACACACAAUUUAUCAAUCACAAAUUAUAUACAUGGCAAAGUUUAUUAAAUUGCUUAGAAGAUAUUAGACAAAGAAAGUCUUCUACAAUAAAAAUUUGUAAUCCUUUAGAAGAUACAAUUAAGUAUAAAUUUUCUGAAAUAAAUUUUCACAAUUUAAAAAUGACGGAUAACUACGAUGACAAUAAUUCCAAAUUUGUCAAUAUGAACGAUAAUUUCAGUGAAAUGGGAAAGCUGAAAAAAAACAAAUUCUUUAAAUUGCUCAAUAAAACAAAAAGCACUAUGGAUAUGCGUACAUUAGUUAAACGGACUAGAGAACAAAAUAGUACUGAUAGCAUUCGAGUGAAUAAUUACCAAUGUACAUCGAACCAAAUUAUCGAUGAUAAAAUGCCUAAAAUGGAUAUUGACAUUUUAGAUGUGGUCAAAAAUCGGAAAUCUCCGGGUGAGAUUCGAAGAAGCUUAUCAGAUACUGAUCUGCAAUUCAUAACAUCUGAUUACAAUAAGAAAUCAAAACAAAUUGGAAAUAAUAUCACCAGAAUCAGUGGGGAAAAAUUAAUCUGCAUCGAAACGUCGAUGACAAAUAAAGAACGCAAUCGUUGUUGGGAUGGUGUGACUAAAGAAUUGUGGGAGGAGCGGCAAGAGACAUUCCAGACGGCAGUGGCUCGUUUAGAGUACGUAGGAAGCACAUUUAAGGAGCAAUGUCGAUUGGAUGGACUGAAAACUUUAUGCAAGGUAGAUGUAUUAGCGGGCUUUGGGUAUUCUGCAGAAGCUGUCGAUCUAUUUGUAUCCACACUGCCAUUGAGUAAGAACCCUGAUCUAAUGAUUAGGAAAGCUGAAGCAGCGUACGAUUGGAAGUUUUUCUGUCAUCUUUCUAUGUGGCGUUAUUCCUAUAAGGAUUGAAACAUAAAUUAAACAUUGCUAGAUUAUUUUAUAAUUAUGCACUAGUAGUGGCAACUAAUUUUUAGUACCUAUUGAAUAUUACCUACUUCAUAUUUUGUGGUUUGUAUUUGUAAGUAUUUUAUAGGUAUCUUUAUUCGUAUCUAUAAUCUAUAUACAUCAUAAGUGUUAUUAUAACAAUAAUUAUACUAAUUACUAAUUAGCAUUACAUUACUUAAACAAUAUGUAUAGGUACAAAAUGCAAAUAAUAAAUGAUUUGUUGAUUGAAUUAUAUUUUUAUAUUUUGUAAUAAUUCUAUUUUAUAUUUGUGAAUAAUUUAAAUCGAAUUGUACAUAAUAAAAUAUACUUAUAAAUAAUUUUUUUUACUUUUUAAACGAUUGACAAUUUAUGAUUUUAUUUAUAAGUACGUUAAAACUUUUAGGUAGGUACAUAGCUUUUUGUGUAAUGUAACCUGUUCUGUAUACAAAGCACCUAUAGUAUUAUAGAAAAUAACCAAAAGUUUACUAUUUAAUUUAUUUAGACUGCAGACGUAAAGUAAUUUAAAAAAUUAACAAUUACUAAUUACCAUUAAUUAAGUAUCAAAUUUAAAAUAACUAAAUAAAUACUUAAUAACUUUAAAUAAUACUAUAUGACUUAUUUAAACUGUAAACAAUAAAUAUAUUUUAAUAUUUUAUUAUUUUUAUUUUUAUGUUGAAAUAAAUUAAACAUUAAAUAUUUUUAAA
Aphis gossypii (cotton aphid) is the source of this 3932-nucleotide messenger RNA. RefSeq names its product FNIP repeat-containing protein DDB_G0290617-like. Lineage: Eukaryota; Metazoa; Arthropoda; Insecta; Hemiptera; Aphididae. The coding region runs from base 1300 to 3213 and encodes 637 amino acids. The record is from RefSeq and is a predicted model, not a curated record. The transcript has 2 exons.